UUUCUAAUCAAUCAUAUAAUGGAAAGGCAUGGUGAACAAUUGUUAAAAAUUGAUUAUGUUGACACUUUUCAGCAACUUAAUCUUCGUUGUGAACAGAAUAAAGAAAUCAUGAUUGGACCAGAUAAAUCACCUGGAGAAUCCAGUCAAAGCAAUACACGUCAAACGGGUCGCGGAGGCUGGUCAUCUGCAAUAGGGGAUGAGGAUGAAGAUGCAUAUUUCAACACUUCUGAUGAAGAAGAUAAUAUCAGUAAUACAUCUGGUGAAUGUUCGAAAAUUGUCACAACAAAACAGGAUGUAGAACCUAAAGAAGAAUCAACAUCUGAUGAUGAAUUAAAACCACCAGUCGAUUCAAAAGAAGAACCAAAACCCAAUAUAGAAACAGUGGGGUUGGUUGAUUAUCCAGACGAAGAUGAUGGUGAUGAAAACGUGAAAAAGGGCAUUGAUGAAUUAAUAGUUUCAGACAAACAACAAACUUCAAUUUCACCACCAUUAUCACCUAAACCGAUCAUAGGGAAACGAUCAAGAUCUAAUGAUGAUGACGACGAUGACGGCCUUUUGCUAC
This is a messenger RNA of Scutellospora calospora, 562 nucleotides long. The record is from the annotation of a GenBank genome assembly. NCBI's taxonomy places the organism in Eukaryota, Fungi, Glomeromycota, Glomeromycetes, Diversisporales, Gigasporaceae.